Molecule: messenger RNA, 994 nt
Organism: Prunus mume (Japanese apricot)
Lineage: Eukaryota; Viridiplantae; Streptophyta; Magnoliopsida; Rosales; Rosaceae
Source: RefSeq, a predicted model, not a curated record
UAAGCUUGUCAUCACAAUCAAUAUUCAUCAAUAUCUCAUAAGUAGAUCAGGAGUAGUCGUCUGGGAUAUGAUGGCUUGUGAAAAGAGCAAGAUACUCAUAAUCGGAGCCACAGGUUACCUUGGCAAAUACAUGUUGAAGGCAAGCGUCUCUUUGGGACAUCUAACCUAUGCCUAUGUGCGACCAAUCAAACCCAAAACCGAUUCUUCCAAGCUUCUUCUGCACAAAGAAUUUGAAGCCAUGGGAGCCACCAUCGUCCAAGGUGAACUGGAUGAUCAUGAAAAGCUAGUCAAAGCAGUCGAGCAAGUUGACGUUGUAAUAUCCACGGUGGCUGUCCCUCAACAUCUUGAACAGCUGAAACUAAUCAAAGCCAUUAAAGAUGCUGGAAAUAUAAAGAGAUUUAUUCCGUCAGAAUUUGGAAAUGAAGUUGACAGAGUAAGUGGGCUGCCCAAGACAUAUUCGUUUCGAAUCUCGUAUACCGUGUUGAACUAUGAGGAAAAUGUUGCUACCUACACAAUAAAAGCAGCAACAGAUCCAAGGGUUGCCAACCGUGUCAUCGUUUAUAGGCCACAAGGAAACAUUGUGUCCCAGUUGGAUUUGAUUUCUUCUUGGGAGAAGAAGACAGGAUGCACUUUUACAAGGAGCUAUGUCCCAGAAGAAAAAAUACUCAAGCUCUCUGAGACCCUCCCUUCCCCAGACAACGUAAGGGUGUCAAUUCUGCACAACAUAUUCAUUAAAGGGGAUCAAAUGAGUUUUGAACUAACAGAAAAUGACCUAGAGGCCUCCGAGUUAUAUCCUGAUUACAACUACACUUCCAUUGAUAGCUUCCUCGACAUUUGCCUGGUGGAUCCUCCCAAGCCAAAAUUAGCAGCAUUUGAAUGACUGUUUUCUUUUUGGAUAAAAUGGAAAACUACUAUCCUUAUUACUAUUUUAUGCUUUCUGGUUUGUAUUUGUGAAUGUUGGCCACGAUCUCCUGGUCAUUAGAUGAUGUUGCUU